UCUCUAUUUCGGUUUCACGGCGACCCACCGAAUUCGAAAACUCGUUUUCUCUUCCUGAUUACUGAGGUGAAUUCCUUAGUGACAGGAUUUGGUUGCCGAGAAAAAACCCGAGCGGCUGGCUGAUUCGCUGAACAGCCGAACAGGUUCACUAUAACUUGAGAGAAUAUUGAUUCGAUUUAUGCGUUUGAUUUCUACAGGAAUAGGGUAGAUGGCAGAUGAGGUGGUUAUCGACGGCGAUGUGGACGAUCGGGCGGCGAAGGGAUUCUCCGAUACCGACCAAAGCGUCGCCGGAAAUAUGGCUGAACUGAGACGGAAAAUGGAGGAGCUGGAGGACGAGAAGCAAAGGCUGACGCAGGAGAAUCGGGAGAUUAAGGAGAGGUUGGAGAAGCUGACCGGUGAGUUCGAAUAGCUGAGAGGCGUGGAAGCGGAGAUGAAUCAGAGGUUCGGGGAGAUGGAGAGGGAAAUCGAACAGGCUGAGGAAGAUAAAAAGGCCCUAGAAUCCAUUGCCGCGAGAGCGGAGGAGCUCGAGACGGAGGUUUCGCGGCUUCAGCCUGACCUGAUAUACUCCAUAAGCGCCGGGGAUGAUGCGGCGGCUGAGGUGGCGGAGCUAAAGAAGGCGGUGGCGGAGAAGGGGGAGAAGCUGGACGGAUCUGAGAGGGAAGCGGAGAGUCUGAGGAAAGUGAGGGCUGAGACCGAGAAGAAAGUUAGGGAUCUUGAACGGAGAGUCGGGGUUUUGGAAGUGAGGGAAAUGGAGGAGAAGAGCAAGAGACUUCGGGGGGAAAAGGAGAUGAGGGAGAAGAUUUGUGGGAAAGAGAGAGAGAUUAGCGAAUUUCAGAAGAAAGUUGCGGGUUUGAAAUUGGAAUUGGUGAAGAAUGGGGAGGAAAUGGAGAAAGUGAAGUCGGGGAAGAAUUUUGCAGAGGAUGAAUUGAGUGAAUCACAGAAAAGGGAGAUGGAGACGGAGGUGAAGGGGGAGGAGUUACAGAAGCAGGUCGAGUUGGCCAAGAAAACGAUAGUAGGGUUGAAGGAGAGAAUCAUUGAGCCUUGCAAUGGAACUGCAGCAAGUGAUGUUGAACAGAAAGGUGCCUUGGGACUGAAGUCAAAGUGGCCUGUUCUUGCUGCUGGGUCAGUCGGCGCUGUUGGUUUGGCGGCUGCAACUCUGUUUGUCUUCUAUUCAAAGCCAAGGUGAUUUAUCAUAGGUACAAGUUCUUGUUUCCUUGAUCAUGGGUUGAGUAGAUCGAGCCUGGUUUCCGUUUUUGGAUUCACGGAAAAUAUAUCUGGAAUCAAGACCCAGGUCAUUUGCAUAUCAAACAAUACGAUCAGAUUAUUGUUCUGUGCUGUCAAGGUGUAAAGGUUUGAGCUUUAUGGCUAAAAGAAUGGAGGGCGUGAGGUUGUUUUCUAAAACAGCUCCAAGAAAGCAGGAACAUUUGUUGUAUAAACUAUUUCUGCCACCUGUGGAUGUUUUAUAAGAAGAUUAAUUAAAUAUUUUGACAAACCUGAGAUGCAAUCGCCAUCGAUGGCUGCUUCCUUUAGUUUCCACUAUCCAAUCCCUAAACGCUUCAUUCAUCCCUCCCCCUCUCACAAACGAAACCCUAAUCCCUUUUUCCCCUCCACCAAACUCAUCUGCUCCUCCUCCUCUUCUUCUUCAUCUCCUCCGCAGACAACGCACCAUCGCAGCUUGAAGCAGACCCGGCAGCAUUCCAUAUUCGAAGAUUCGCUUCCCUUCCACCAAUUCAGCUCUCCGUCCGACGAUUCAGGCCUCGCUGACCAAAACCCAGAAGGCUUAGACAGCGAAUUUGUGUGUCGGGGUGGUGAAGACAGCGUGGGAGUUUUGUCAAAGGUGCGGUGGACGGAUCUGAAAGCGGUUGUCGGACAGCGUGUUAGCAUCGAAGGCAUUGUCUCUUCGGUCUCCGUGGUGGUUAGAGAUCGUCACCUGGCUUUGCCGCACGUUGCAGUGCCGGAUAUAAGGUACAUCGACUGGGACGAGCUGAAGCGGGAGGGUUUCAAUGGUGUCGUGUUCGAUAAGGAUAAUACUCUCACGACUCCAUAUUCUCUGGCUCAGUGGUCACCGCUUCAGCCUUCCAUAGAGCGGUGUAAGGCGGUGUUUGGACAUGACAUCGCUGUGUUCAGCAAUUCUGCUGGGCUUGCCGAAUAUGAUCAUGAUGGUUCGAAAGCCAUAGCAUUGGAAGCACAGAUAGGAAUUAGAGUGUUGAGGCAUAGAGUAAAGAAGCCUGCGGGGACAGCUGAAGAGAUCGAGAAGCACUUUGGUUGUCCGUCCUCACAGCUAAUUAUGGUGGGUGAUCGGCCCUUAACAGAUAUCGUUUACGGGAACAGAAAUGGAUUCCUGACCAUAUUAGUAGAGCCAUUGAGUCGAGCUGAGGAGCCUUUCAUUGUCAGACAGAUUAGGAAGUUAGAGAUGACACUGUUGAACCAUUGGUUGGGAAGAGGUUUGAAGACUGUGGGUCACAAAUUGCUCUCUGAUGUAACACAGUGUGUGAAGGAUCCAUCAAAUUUGUAAGAGCGGUUCUCAGUUUGCCAAGCAAACUUUCUUGUGGCUUUCAGUAGUAUGGUAACAGGAAUGUUAAUUGAAUCCUUUUCUAUCCAAUGGAAAUUUGUUACAUGUUAUUCCA
Tarenaya hassleriana is the source of this 2627-nucleotide messenger RNA. RefSeq lists its product as uncharacterized. NCBI's taxonomy places the organism in Eukaryota, Viridiplantae, Streptophyta, Magnoliopsida, Brassicales, Cleomaceae. The coding region runs from base 1499 to 2515 and encodes 338 amino acids. The transcript is spliced from 7 exons. The record is from RefSeq and is a predicted model, not a curated record. Gene Ontology annotation, molecular function: phosphatidylglycerophosphatase activity.